AUGGCGGGCGGUUUUCCGUUACAAAAGUGGGUGAGCAAUCAUCCAGAUGUCCUCCGCUCAAUCGCACCGGACAAACAAGCUCAUACGACAUCUUGUCAAAUCAAUGAAACACCCAUUACGAAUAUACUCGGGUUGUGCUGGAACUCUUCUACCGACACGUUCCAUUUCACCUUAGCAUCUACAUCUCUUGCCGAGAUUACAAAACGACGAGUGUUAUCCUCUAUCGCAAAAUUGUUUGACUCUCUGGGAUUAGUGUCGCCUGUCAUCAUCAAGGCUAAAAUCAUCAUGCAAGAAUUAUGGUCCAUCAAGAUCGGCUGGGACGAACCGUUACCCUCUCAUGUCGCCGUAAAGUGGCGUGAAUUUGUGGAAGAGCUUCAUGAUAUGCCUUGCCUAUCCUUCCCUCGUUGGAUAGGCAUUGCAGAUAAUCAUGCCGUGAAGGUUCACGGGUUUUGUGACGCGUCCAAGCUCGCUAUUUGCGCAGCAAUUUAUAUCCGCGUUUUCUCCAGCCAUGGAGACCUCACGUCUCAUUUAGUGGUUUCUAAAACCAAGGUCGCCCCACUUAAACGACUAACCGCGCCUAGAGCUGUCUGGUGCGCAAUCUAUCUCUGGACCGAUUCUGCAAUCACUUACACCUGGAUCAACAAUCACCCUUCACGUUGGAAGGACUACGUCCAUAACAGAGUGCGGUUUAUCCAAGAAACACUGCCGCAAGCAAUAUGGAAAUUUGUACCGGGAACGGACAACCCGGCGGACUGUGGCACUCGCGGACUGUCUCCUAAUCAACUCGCCAAUCACUCUAUCUGGUGGACCGGACCAUCGUGGCUCCUGCAAGAGCCCUCCUCCUGGCCUCAUCCACCUCAAUUAUGGAUCCAAGAAACUAUGUUAGAAAAGCGAUUUACUCACGUUGCGGUCAUAGCCCCUCGCAAAUUAACUGAGCCAUGGGACUUGCUGCAACGAUACUCCAAUCUAAAUCGACUAAUUCGAAUCACUGCCUGGUGCCGAAGAGGCGUCACCCGCUUCCGACGUGCCUUGACUACUCCAUCUGGCCCGCUAACCACGCACGAACUAAAGGCAGCCAUGGAAUUCUGGAUCCAGGUCACCUCCGCAGUGCAUUUGGAACUGGUCACUGAUUACACAGCUGACAGAUUCAUCGCAGCCUAUAAAAGAUUCACAUCACAAAGGGGAAUUUGCGCUACUUUGCGUAGUGAUUGCGGCACUAAUCUGAAGGAAGCAGACUCUGAGCUCAACCGGCUAUUCUCCUCGGCUACCACGGAAUGCGGAGCAUUAGCAACUCUCUUGGCUAACUACUGGACUCAACAGCUAUUCAACCCACCAGCCUCUCCUAAUUUGGAGGGACGUUGGAAUCAGGGGUCAAAUCCGUGA
Vollenhovia emeryi is the source of this 1383-nucleotide messenger RNA. RefSeq lists its product as uncharacterized. Lineage: Eukaryota; Metazoa; Arthropoda; Insecta; Hymenoptera; Formicidae. Gene Ontology annotation, molecular function: nucleic acid binding. The transcript is spliced from 3 exons. Bases 1 to 1383 code for a protein of 460 amino acids. The record is from RefSeq and is a predicted model, not a curated record.